Penicillium digitatum Pd1 is the source of this 189-nucleotide messenger RNA. Lineage: Eukaryota; Fungi; Ascomycota; Eurotiomycetes; Eurotiales; Aspergillaceae. The record is from RefSeq and is a predicted model, not a curated record.
AUGCAGUUCUUUCAGGACCAGAUAGAUUUUCGAUCUCUAUGUUGUACUGUUAUUAAUCCUAGUAUUAUACCCGUCAAAAUUGCCACUAUCGGCGCAGGCCUCAAUGGCCCUCGUCAUGCACAAUCCGUAAUAUCGAGUCCCUCAACAGAGUUAAUUGCUCUCGAUAACCCAAUGCCAACUGGCAAAUAA